AUGUACCUAUUGACCGAAACCGCCAUGGGGGACAGCACCCAUUUCGAAAUCCUGUCGUUCGAGGAAGUGGAGGGCCUGAAGAAAGAGCGCACGCUACUAUCUCACCGCAUCGAGGGCACGAAACGAAAACUCGCCUUGGAAACCAAGCUCCGUGACGCGGCUGAAUCGAUUGGCAGACUUUACAGCCCCCCGACCCCCCGCAGCAGUGGAGAGUACAGGCCGAACGGGUCCCCAGUAGCACACCGUCGAAGCCAUAGUAUAUUUGGUCGGAGCGGUACCGCAGAGGUCCUUGAAAAGAGCGACUCGGAGCUGGCAACGAGCCAACGGAAAUGCGAGGAGUUGGCGCAGGAACUGUGGAAGCUGGAGCAUCGGUCUCAACUGAUCAACCAGAGAUUGCUUGAGCAUACUGCCGGGGUUUUGCAGAUGACCCACAAAGGUUUGAAGAAGGCCAAGAACUCCGACGCUCUAGACACCGAUGCCCACGACUUUGAUGACCGCCAUUUAUACCGAACGCCGGACCAUAUCGAUAACUACGGGUUAAACGGAAGAAUUGAGGUUGCAAACCCUAUUGAUACGGCAGCUCUGCAGGCUACUGAGAGGAAAGUAGCUGAACUUAGUGAGCGCAUCUGCGAGAUGAUGAUUCAGUCUAAGCCCGGUGAAUUCAUCGACCCUCCACCACAGCAAUCAGAUGGACAAGAUGCUGCCGUAGCUCUGGAGGCACAUUUGGCGUAUCUUGAAAACGGUAUCAACAACCUGCAAUCGAUAGGUCCAUCUCCAAGUGCUGGCUAUACUUCUGAGACUGAAGGGCCUGGCGGCAACGCCUGUCCGAUAUUAAUAGCCGGGUUCAGAGGGCUUGAUGAGCAACUUGCAUAUCUUCAAACUGGCAUCGAUGGGUUAGAAAGCCGAGUGGAUGGGGUGCUGGAACAGAAGAGCAUACUGACCACUCAGAUUCAACAACAGCGUGAACUCAACUCCAAGUCAGAUGCUGAAAGAGAUGCUCAUAUCGGCGACCUGACAACACAGUUGGCACAGGUGCGUGAGGAACUCGGCACUUCUCAACGCGAUUGCCAGACAGCUCAGAGUGAACUGGCUGUGAUGAUGGAGCGAGUUGAGGCUAUGCGUCAAGAUGGCUCUUCUCACGAUGAGAUUAAGGCUACCCUUGCACUUUCAGAGGCAGAGGUUGUCCGCCUACAGGGCGCUACGGAAUCACUGAAGCGCGAAGUCGAUUACCAUGCUGCGCAAGUUCUAGAAGUCCAAAGCCGCUCGGAACAAGAGUUACAGGAGGCUCACGAGCGCGCAGGGAACGCCGCAGAACUUGAGGCCAGCAUUGAAAAAAUCCGCAGCGAGGCUGAUGCCCGAGUGCAGGAGGCAACUGAGCGACAUGCGCAGAUGCAAGAGCAUAUUACUCAGAUUGAAAGUGAAUAUGGCCAAGCUAUGGACCAAAUUGCGCAAGUCAAAAGUGAGCAUGGCCAAGCUAUGGAUCAAAUUGCGCAAGUCAAAAGUGAGCAUGGUCAAGCUGUGGAGCAGCUUACGCAACUUGAAAGCCAGAGAGCACAGAUGGAGCAACAGAUUACACAGACUGAAAGCCAACAUGCUGCAGCUGUGGAUGAGCUUGCCCAGGCCGAAAGUCAGCGUGCACAGGCCGAAGGUAAUGCGAACCGCUUGCAGAGCGAGAUGACAGAGCUUGAAGGUGAAGUCGUGCGACUGACCACCGAGCUCACUAUGGUCAAGGCAGAGCUUGAUGGUGCCUAUGGUACCCGGGCACAGCGUGCGGCAGAGGUAGCGGCCAACCCAGAGAUCAUGAAAGAGAUCGAUGCUUUGAACACUCGUAACCUUGAAUUGACUAUGGAGCUCGCUUCGCUCAAGGGUCAGCAAGGUGGCGGUGAUUUCAAGCAGCGCGCCGAUACGCUAGAGAAAGAGCUUCGGGAAACACUAGAUGACUACGAGGCCAUGACAAGGGCGAGCAUUGAGUUUGAGAAGGAGCGCGAGCGCUUUGAGGGUGUUAUAGACAAUCUCCGAGAUCGCUGUGAGCAUCUGGAAACCCAGCUCAGCGAAGAGCGCAUCAACUGGAUGAACACCAACAGCCCUGGAUCUGUGGGCCGCGAUGGUUCCGAGACAACAUCUACCAUGGUGCUGAAGAACGAAUUCAAGAAGAUGAUGCGUGAUACUCGUAGUGAGAACGUGAGAAUAUUGAAGGUGAGUUUACUAAUUAACUUCCUCUUCUUUCCAGACGUACUAACCAUUGACAGGCCGAACAAGAGGAACGCCGGCGGAUUGAAGGGUUGUUGCGAGCUCUUAGAAAGGAGCACGCGCAAGUUACAGGCAAGCCAUUACCUGGCCCUAUAG
This is a messenger RNA of Penicillium taxi, 2346 nucleotides long. RefSeq names its product involucrin repeat protein. Bases 1 to 2346 code for a protein of 781 amino acids. The transcript is spliced from 2 exons. Lineage: Eukaryota; Fungi; Ascomycota; Eurotiomycetes; Eurotiales; Aspergillaceae. The record is from RefSeq and is a predicted model, not a curated record.